Molecule: messenger RNA, 6045 nt
Organism: Penicillium hordei
Lineage: Eukaryota; Fungi; Ascomycota; Eurotiomycetes; Eurotiales; Aspergillaceae
Product: sister chromatid cohesion factor PDS5
Exons: 4
Coding region: 1-6045 (2014 amino acids)
Biological process (GO): transmembrane transport
Molecular function (GO): transmembrane transporter activity
Source: RefSeq, a predicted model, not a curated record
AUGGAACAACAUGGUUCCAUCGAGGGGGGUAUCACCAAUGUUCACGAGAAGAGUGAAACAGAUGUCGAUCUCGAGAACGCAGUCGAAACACCACAAAAGCCCGAAGCACCCAGCGCAGAUCCCAACCUUGUCGAUUGGGAUGGCAAAGAUGACCCGGAGCACCCCCAGAACUAUACUAAUCUGCGCAAAUGGGUCAUCACACUGACCAUGUCCACCAUGACCGUAUGGAUCACCUUUGCAUCCAGCGUCUUUUCGACUGCAACCCUGGUGACGGCGAAAGAGUUCAAUGUGUCGACCGAAGUAAUGAUUCUCGGUACCAGUUUGGUUGUUUUUGGUUUCGCUCUAGGUCCGCUGUGCUGGGCACCGCUGAGUGAGCUAUACGGUCGUCGCAUCCCCCUGUUCUCAGGCUACGCCAUCUUCGCUAUCUUCCAGAUCCCCGUGGCUGUCGCUACGAACCUUGAAACCAUUCUGGUCUGCCGAUUUCUCAUGGGUGUCUUUGGCUGCUCGCCUUUGGCCGUCGUUGGCGGUGCCCUGGCUGAUAUUUGGAACCCCGUGGACCGCGCUGUGGCUAUCGCUCUCUUCAGCUCUGCCACUUUCAUGGGGCCUGUUCUUGGUCCAAUUGUCGGUGGUUUCAUCACAGAUUCAUACCUUGGCUGGCGCUGGACCGCAUGGAUCACCUUAAUUGCUUCCGGCUUCUUCGGUUUGGUUGCUUUCUUUGUAGUCCCCGAGACCUACGGCCCUGUCCUCUUGCAAAAGAGAGCUGCCCGUCUGCGCACUGAAACCAACAACUCGGACCUCCAUGCCUUCUUGGAUCUGCACAAGCCCACAAUGUCAGAUAUCAUUACCAAGUACCUUUUCCGACCCUUCCAGAUGCUCGUUCAAGAGCCGAUCCUACUCGCUAUGACCGUCUAUCUCGCCCUGGUUUACGGAAUCCUCUACCUCUUCUUCGAGGCCUACCCAUAUUCUUUUGGUGAAAUUCGCGGUUGGACCCACGAAGGUGUAGCUGCCCUUCCAUUCAUCGGAAUUAUUAUUGGCGUUUUCCUCGGUGCCUCUCUCAUCAUAUACACUACGAAGACCCGUUUCGCCCGCAAACUUGCAAAGCACGGUAAGGUCGUUCCCGAAGAGCGCCUCGUACCAAUGAUGAUCGCCUCGGUGUUGCUGCCAAUCGGUCUGUUCUGGUUCGGCUGGACUUCCAGCCCACAUAUCUCCUGGGUGCCGCAGGUCAUUGCCGGCGUGCCUAUCGGUCUAGGUAUCCUAGUUAUUUUCAUGCAGGGUCUCAACUACAUCAUUGAUGUGUAUAUGAUGUUCGCCAACUCUGCCAUCGCGGCAAAUACUCUCAUCCGCUCAACCAUGGGUGGCGCCUUCCCGCUCUUCGCUACGCAAAUGUACCGGGAUCUAGGUGUGGCUUGGGCAUCUAGUGUUCUGGGUUUCAUUACUUUGGCUAUGAUCCCCAUUCCUAUUUUGUUCUUUAUCUAUGGCUCUAGGAUCCGGGCUAUGACCUCCACCCAAACUCCCGAGUCGAAACUCUCCACCUCCCCAGUCCAUGUGAGAACUGCGACCAUCCACGAUGCCUUCGCGCUCUCGCCCAGGUCCUUCCGAGGUGGAGGAAGACUGGGGCUUCGCAGUCUGUCCUUCAACCAGCCGCUCUCAUGGCGCGUGGGGCGCUCCGCCAUCCCCAUCGCGGAUCUCCUCGAACGUCUCCAGACUCUCGCGCAGGAACUCCGCAAACUCGACCAGGAGGAAAUUGAUAAGGAAUCGCUACGGAAAGUGUCCCAGGAACUCGCCAGUGGGAACUUGCUUGCCCACAAGGAUAAGGGUGUCAGGGCGUGGGCUACGUGCUGUAUCGUUGAUGUAUUGCGACUAUGCGCACCAGACGCGCCUUUUACGCGCAAUCAACUGAAGGAUAUAUUCACAUGUAUCGUGUCCUCGAUUAUCCCCGCUUUGGCCGAUCCAUCCAACGCCUACAAUGCCCAGCAUAUCUACGUCCUGGGAUCUCUCGCUGAGGUGAAGAGUGUGGUUUUGAUGGUCGAUCUUGAUCACCCGGACUCGCUUAUUGUCCCGUUGUUCGCGGGCUGCUUCGACAUCGUUUCGGGUUCUUCGAAAGCAUCCACCGGUGAGGAGGUGGCCAAGAAUGUCGAGUUUGACAUGACCCGAGUACUCGUCACUGUGAUCGAUGAAUCCCUCGUGUUGGCCCCUGAGGUGGUGGACAUUAUCGUCGCCCAAUUCCUCCGAGUCGACCCGCGAGUGUUGGACAACUCUAACAAGAAGGGAAAGCGACCGGAUGCACCACUUGAUGCCAAGCAGGACACCCUUCUACUAAAGGACUACCCGGCUGCCUAUAACAUGGCCAAGGCUAUCUGCCAGGCCUGCCCGGAACGAAUGACUAGUCACAUCAGCCAGUACUUCAACAAUGUCAUCAUCGAUGCGUCUGUGCCAGCUGGCCAAACGAAUGGCUCUAAGCAUGCUCGGAAACCCAAUCUUGAUGACUCUGAUGAGGAGGGAGAAGAUAUUAAGGAAUUGAGCAAGGCACACCGUCUGAUCCGGGAGCUUUGGCGUGCUUGUCCAGAGGUCCUGCAGAAUGUCAUUCCGCAGAUUGAAGCAGAACUCUCUGCAGAAUCGGUGGCCCUACGUUUAUUGGCAACUCAGACGAUCGGAGACCUCGCGGCUGGAAUCGGUGUUGCAGGUCCCCCACCCCCUCCCCCCAUGGACCCUACAACCUACCCGCCAGUGUCACUAGUGGAUUAUGACAAGAUCAUUCCCCAGCCCAAUGUUUUGUUGACUCCUGUAUCCCCCAAGCCUUUCUCUCAAGUCCACAAUUCAGCCUAUGAAGCCUUCUUGAGCCGUCGUCUUGACAAAACACCAUCAGUCCGUGCUGCCUGGGUCACAGUUGUGGGGCGAAUCCUGCUAACCUCAGCUGGAGGCUCUGGCUUACACGAAAGCGAAGAACACAGUCUUGUCAGAAACCUCGCCUCCAUGCUUCGCGACGUUGAUGAGAAGGUUCGUGUGGCUGCAGUUGAUACCGUCGGGCAAUUCGGGCUUUCUCAAAUCGUCCACAAGCUAAGUGUGGAUGGUGGUUGUUCGUCACCAGACUCGGUUCUUGCUAUUCUUGCCGAGCGAGUGAAGGAUCGCAAGCCGCAUGUGCGUGAACACGCCAUGAAGAUUUUGGCUCGAAUGUGGGCAGUGGCUGCUGGUGACAUCGAGCAAAAUACAGAGCCCGUCGUGUCCCUUCUCAAAGAUGCACCAUCCAAGAUAUUUGAUGCAUUUUACACCAAUGAUCAAGAAAUCCAUAUUCUGAUUGACCGCGUCUUGUUUGAGACACUUCUGCCACUUCCUUAUCCCCCUAUCAAACCGAAACUUUCUCGAGGCAGCUCGAACCAAUCACAGAAGCAGAAGGAUAGUCAGGCGUCCGAACCCGAGCAAGAGACAGAUGUUGACAAGAUUCGCGUUCGCCGAAUUCUUACCCUGCUCCGAGGGCUGGAUGAAAAGGCGAGGCGAGUCUUUUUCGUUAUGUUGGCCCGUCAAUUGUCGAUGAGAUCGGCAGUGACGCUUUAUCUAGAGGCCUGUGAGAAAUACAAUGGUGGUGUUGUCGACAAGGACGAGGAACAGAUUAAGACACAAUUGUCGAAGAUCAUUGAAUCAUUAUCCAAGACCUUCCCAGAUGCCUCACGCGCAUCGGCAGACUUGUGGAAGUUCGCCAAGGUGCAUGAUCGACGAAGCUAUCAGCUGAUUCGCUUCACCAUGGCUGCUGUGAGUGAUUAUCGCACUGUUGUCAAGGCCACGAAAGAACUUCAGCGGCGAGCCCAGAGUGCAAACAACUCUCCCCUGCUGGAAACGUUGACUCCUCUUGUAUAUCGCUGUGGGUCUUUGAUCUUCAACCGAAGCCACAUCCCGGCGAUCAUGAGUUUGUCCCGAACAGAUGAGAACGGAUUGGCCAAUGCUGCACAGGAGAUGUUGAAGCAAAUUUCAUCUCAAAAUCCGGAAGUCCUAGAGGCACAGGUCCAAGAGAUGUGCAAAGACCUCGAGGCUCAAGCCCCCAAGGCUUCCUCCGCUGGUGAUGGUAGUGCUGAAGACAUUUUGAAGGCUUGUGCUGGUUUUGCUAAAAAGCUUCCUGCUAAACUCCCCAAAGAGCGCAAGUUCCUCCAGGCUCUGGCCAACUACGCCCUUUAUAGUUCAUCACCGCAUUCUGCAAAACAUGCCGUGUCAAUUCUCAUGGCGACGGCUGACCGAAAGGAGAUGUAUGCGAAGGAUUUGGUACAUAAGUGCGUUGAGAAGUGGACGUACGGAUCUGAUCGAUUCCUCACUCGCCUGGCUGCUCUGUCGCAGCUGAACAUCCUUGCACCGAGAGAAGCAGACGAAGAAAGCGAUGCUAUUAUUUCAAUUGCCAUCAACCAAAUCCUGCUCACCAAUCGCACACCUGAACCCGACUCUGAAUACAACUGGUCAGAGACAGUUGAUGAUGAGACCAAGGCUAAAGAAUGGGCAUUGAAAAUCAUUGUCAACCGCCUUCGGGCCAAGGACGGAGCAGACAAUGAAGCUGACUUCCGUGCCCAUGCAAAGCCUGUCUACGAAACAUUGAAUAAAUUGGUGGUCGGUGAAGGCGAGAUCUCAAAGAAGAAAGAUACCCCUGCAGCCCAAAAAUCGCGCCUUCGCCUCCUGGCUGCGAAGUCCUUGCUCAAGCUGUGUGCUUCCAGCACUGUCUGCGACGGUCUGCUGACGCCGUCCGAUUUCAACGCCGUCGCAUUGGUUGCUCAGGAUCCACUCUUGCAGGUGCGAAGUGGAUUCAUUAACCACUUAAAGAAGAAACUCGUCCAAAAAUCACAUCUGAGCCACCGAUGGUAUAUUGUCCCCUGUUUGCUUGCUUUCGAACCUGUUCAUAGUCUAAAAGAGAGCACGCUCACAUGGCUGCGGUCCCGAGCGGCAUACUUCGCCCAACAGGCGCAAGCCAGUGGGAAACGGACAGAACAGACCAUGGUCAUGGAAUUGAUCUUCUCGCGUCUCUUGUCUUUGCUUGCCUACCACCCCGAUUACCCCUCUGAGGAUCUGGAUGAGGCAACGAAACUCGGCGACCUUACCGACUUCUCUCAAUAUAUCCUUUUCUACCUCUCCGCAGUUGCUAAUGAACACAACAUGUCAUUGAUUUUCCACGUCGGGCAGCGCGUCAAGCAAUUCCGCGAUGGAAUCACCAAAUCAGAUGAGAUCUCCACCCGCCUCCACACUCUCUCUGAUCUGGCGCAAGCAACUAUUCGCCGUUUCGCAGAUGUCUACUCCCAACAGCACAAGUUUGGCGGUGCCGCCGGCGCAACCAACAUCUUGCAAACGUACCCUGGAAAAAUGGGAGUCCCUAGCUCCCUCUUCACCUCCAUGAGCAGUCACCGCGAAGCCCAAGACGUCGCCGACAAGAACUUCCUUCCAGAUGAGUUGGAUGAUUUGCUUGAUCGCGUCGUUCGAAUUGCAAUGAAGCCCAGGAGUAACUCUACCCACGCUUCACAGGGCGGUUCAAGCAAGAAGCGAAAACCCGAGUCUCUUGAUGCGAACGGCAAACCCUCUGUGUCCAAAAAGGCACGCAAGGAAAAUUCUUCUCGUCCCGCCCGCAAGUCCACAUCAUCGAUCAGUGCAGCCAAGCCGAAACGGAAAUCAAAGAACGACGAUGGCUGGUCUUCCGACGGAGGUGCUGAAGGCACCACACCUGCUUCCUCUCGCCGACGCAGCGUCCGAGGCACCGCGAAGCCGGAAGUUAGCUAUAUCGACAAUGACAGCGAUGAUGCCGAUAUGGAGAUGGCAGAGUGGGAUAAUCCCGACGAAAAAGACGACGGCGAAGGUGAAGCGGAGCAGGAAAGUGAGAACGAAGAAUCUCAAGAAAUGGACGACGACCAAGAUGUCUCUGAGGACGUUGAGCCUGAGGCCAGUGAGAAGGAACCCACGCCGCCUCCUGCAAGGAAGCGAGGCGGAAAGGCCACUGCUGCGAAGGGCGAUGCCAAGAAGCCUGAAGCAAAGAAGCCUAAAGCAACCAGCUUGCCUUCGCGACGCUCUUCCCGUCGUGGAUAG